AUGUAUUAUGUAUGUUAUGAAACAAAUAACAUGUUACAGUGUAUUGCAGAUAUAAGAAAUCCUGAAGAUAAUUUAGAAUUUGAAAUUGGGCAGAUGCCAGAUAUGUUAAGAAAUACGGAGGGAAUACCAGAGACUGUGGUCUGUAAUACAGUUGAAGGUAGAGAACCAGAUUCUCCCAGUACUUCAGCAUCACAACUUUCAGAUGUUUUAUUUUCUACAUCUUCGACGUCAACUGAUGAGGAAAAACAUUCUUCUCCUUCAAGUAAAAGAUCCAAAAUAUUGAAAAUGAAAGGAAAGUACAAGAGCCGUAAAUUAAUUGAAGCAGAAAAAAAGUCAUAUGAAUUAAAAUGGAAAAAACUGCAAAUGGAAAUUGAAGUAGCACAAUCGAUGAAAACAUUAAUCACAUCCCUUGCUGAUUUAGUAAGUCGAAUCCAACCUCCAUUUCCUGGACAAUCUUCUACAGUUCCAAACUGGACAAUGCCAACCCCUUAUUCUUUUGUACAAAAUUAUCCACAGCCAAUGCCUUCUUCCCCUGUAUCUCAACAGUGUGUAUGUAAUAAUCGAAAAUCAUCUCAAUCCAUAAAUGGAAUGCCAUCAUCUAAUCAACCUUUUGUAAAUCAUUCUAAAGAUUCAUCAUUUAAUAAUCUACACAAUAAUGGAAAUAAUUUCAAAAAUAAACAAGCUAACGUGCAAUUUUUUCCACGAAGAAGCAUUCACUAAAUUGUUUUCACAAGAGUAGAGAAGAAAGGACAGGGAAGAGCAUACAGGAAGCUAAAUGAGAAGGGUGCGUUGAACCUUACUAAUACAUGGUAAAUAUGUAAUUACAAAACUAAAAAAAUUAUCAACAAACAGUUAAAUGUUAAUUCAAUAUUAAUAUUAGUUUUAAAUUAAAAAUGCUGCUGUUUUAUUUAUCAUCAUUACAGGCUAUUAGAAUAUUAAUAUAUAUAUACUCGUACUAUCCCCAGGUGACUAAAUUCACAAUACAACUGUUUUUCUUAUUCUCAUUAAAUAAAAAAAAUGACUUCUUCCAAAAUAAAGUAUAUCGAUCCAUAUUUUAUAUAAGCAAUAAAUAAUUGGUAUACUACUGUCUAUGACUGGUAUAAAUUUAAAUAGGCCUAUAGCACUUCAAUAAGCGUUUUCAGAUAUUGUCUAUGCCAAGUCGACGACCUAUUGUAUUUUUGUGUAUUUAAACGUAUUAUAUGAAAUGCCUCCUCUUUUGCCAUUUCGAUGUGGAAUUAUACAGUAUAAAUUGGGCCAUUUUGCAGGCAUGCCGACUCUGAAUAGGAUUGAUGGUAUGAGGCAAUGCGAUAUAUGGACUGCCAAGAGGUGCUUCAAGGGAGGACUUUAUGCUUUCAGAAAUUGGCUUCCUAUUUUAGUGUUAAAUAUGUGAAAAAACCCGAAAAACUCCACAUAGGCGCAACUCAAUUUAUGACCUAUGGAAAAUUCGAUUUACGACGGUUUUCCAGCAGCCAAAUAGAGCGUUAAAGCGAGGGUUUAUUGUGUUUUUAUAAAUCUAUAGUCGCUGUUAUAAAUCAAUAUAAAUCCAACAAUCAAAAAACAUUAAUCGAUUAUACUUUGAAAUACAAAAAUAAAUUCGAAAACUGUAGUAUAAAUUUAGCAUUAAUAAUUCGCUAUUCGGUGAAUAUUUCUUCGAAUUUAUUUAUUUCGAUGUUCUUAGAAAGAGUUCAAAUAAAAAUAAAUAUAUAUUUUCGUUUAUUUUUAUUAAUCAUAUGUGUAACAAUAAAAAUGAAGAAUUCAUGCAUAAAAUAUACAUUCAUAAUAAUUUCAGAUUCCUGAAACUAAGUUCAUAAUUUUUAUUCGAAUUACGCAUCAUAAAUAUCAUAAUCGU
Centruroides sculpturatus (bark scorpion) is the source of this 1849-nucleotide messenger RNA. RefSeq lists its product as uncharacterized. The record is from RefSeq and is a predicted model, not a curated record. Bases 1 to 720 code for a protein of 239 amino acids. The transcript is spliced from 6 exons. NCBI's taxonomy places the organism in Eukaryota, Metazoa, Arthropoda, Arachnida, Scorpiones, Buthidae.